GCGUACUGAUAAAAAAUCUUUCUCUUAUUUUAAAUACGGAUAUAGGUGAUCCUAAGACUGCUCUGCGAUGGUUGAGGUCAGCAAGCACUAUCUCCCACCCACGGGCCUAGUACCGAACUCCCCGCAACCGCUGCUACACUACAGGGGGCUCCUGUCCGAAGCUGAACUGAGGCCUGAAAAGAUACACCGAACCUUAGAAGAGAAUGGGUGGGAGACACAGUGGAUAAUUCGCUACGGCGCAACCCAGGCAUCCCAUUACCAUUCACGAAUCCAUGAGACCAUGGUUGUGCUUUCUGGCACCGCCACCAUCCGCUUUGGCGUCGCCGACACAGACUCAGACCUAGACAAGAGCACCUGGGGCGGCGCUAAGGAAGCGGGAGGGAUCGAGAUCACGGCGAAAGCUGGCGACGCCUUCGCGAUCCCGGCCGGGGUGGCGCACAAGACACACCAUACCAGUCCCAGCGGUGAAUUCGGCAUCCUCUCACCAGGAGACGGGCACAGCAUCCCUGCUCACGACGUGGCAGAAGCAUUGGCGGGCACCCAGCUCUCGGGGUUCACGAUGAUGGGCGCCUAUCCGAAGGGGUGUGGCAGCUGGGACUUCUCUGUCGGAGGGGAGGAUGUCGGGAACUUCGAAGCUGCGUGGAACAUCAAGAAGCCGGAGAAGGACCCGUUCUUGGGCGAUUCGCUAGAGGGCGUGGUUGGACAGUGGAAGGCCACAACGCGAAGCACAGGCGCAAACUCCUAAACGCAACUCCGAUUGCGCACCUAGAGCUUGUUAUACGAAGAAUACGAAAACGGCUACUACUAUCACAGAAUUAAGAGAUCAAA
Molecule: messenger RNA, 828 nt
Organism: Durotheca rogersii
Lineage: Eukaryota; Fungi; Ascomycota; Sordariomycetes; Xylariales; Xylariaceae
Exons: 1
Coding region: 68-745 (225 amino acids)
Source: RefSeq, a predicted model, not a curated record